Molecule: messenger RNA, 1863 nt
Organism: Diachasma alloeum
Lineage: Eukaryota; Metazoa; Arthropoda; Insecta; Hymenoptera; Braconidae
Product: MAPK/MAK/MRK overlapping kinase
Exons: 10
Coding region: 1-1701 (566 amino acids)
Biological process (GO): intracellular signal transduction; protein phosphorylation
Cellular component (GO): nucleus; cytoplasm
Molecular function (GO): ATP binding; protein serine/threonine kinase activity
Source: RefSeq, a predicted model, not a curated record
AUGUCAACGACAUUUCUAAAAAAGUACAAAGUUGUUCAAAAAAUCGGUGAAGGGUCGUUCUCAGAGGUUCUAAAAUGCCAGGAUAAAGUCACUGGAAUAUUUUACGCUGGCAAGAGACUGAAGAGGAUUUAUCAGUCCCUCAACGAGAUCACGGACAGCCCCGAGGUGAUUGCCAUGAGGAAGAUCAGUCGGCAUCCAAAUAUACUUUACAUGAUUGAGUCUCACUAUGAUCCAUUACCUGGAAAAGUCACUCUGAUCUUCGAACUCAUGGACAUGAGUCUGUACGACCUGAUUAAAUCUCGAAAAGGGAGAGUCAUGACGGAGUCAAAAGUUAAAUCCUAUAUCUAUCAGCUAUUGAAGGGUUUGGAUCACCUGCAUAAGUACGGCAUCUUCCACAGAGACAUCAAACCCGAAAAUAUUCUUGUGAAGGGAGAGACAGUGAAACUCGCUGAUCUCGGGUCAGUCCGUGGAAUCUACAGUAGACCCCCCUACACCGAGUACAUAUCCACCAGGUGGUACAGGUCCCCAGAAUGUCUGUUAACGACCGGUUUUUACGGCCCCAAAAUGGAUGUCUGGGCUCUGGGAUGCGUGUACUACGAGCUCUUAACAUUGAAGCCUCUAUUCCCAGGCUCCAACGAGAUCGAUCAAAUUGCUAAGAUUCACGGGGUCUUGGGAACACCACAUGCACGAGUAGUGGCGAAAUUUCGUCGCCAUAAAUCGAAGAAUUGCGAGUAUCUCUUCCCCAACAAAGCUGGAACUGGUUUCUCCACUCUCAUUCCUCACGUGAGUGACUCCGGGAGAGAAUUGAUGAAGAUGAUGUUGAUCUAUGACCCGGAGAACAGGAGUAAUGUCAAAAGAUUGCUGGAGAAUCGUUACUUCAAUGACUUGAGAGAACACGAGUUUCCGAGACAGGCAAUCUCCUUCGCAUACCCCAGUAGCUCUCCAGAAGGCACUCAGUGGAGGAAUCCAAUGCUUUUGAGCUACAUUACUUCUGAGAAACGUCGGAAAUGCAAACCCCUGAGUACACGACGACCGAAAUUUCUCGAGGAAGCAAACUCCAAGGCCCCGAGAAUAGUAGCCUCCAGUCCAAACGCCAGGCCAAAUGUCUCUAGUAAAUCAAAUAUUUCGAAAAUAGCAGUCUCCGAAAGAGGCGACAGCACUGUCUCCAUAACCGAUAGGAACAGACAGAGAAAUAACUUGUGGAGGAGGAAUGUCUACUCCACUAGGACAGAGAGGAGCAGUGACUCCCCGAGAUCAACCUUCAGCACCAGAUUGCCAGUUAUCAAAUACAACAGUACGAGGUUGGAGGGGACUGGGGAUUCGGUCAGGAAGGUUGCAGCGAGAAGCAAUCAAUCACUGGUUUCCUCUCAUUAUAAUCUCAGGGGAAGUACUCUCAAUACAAAUGUUGAACAGAAACCUUCGAAGGAGAUCAACAGGUUCCUCCCUGAAAUUGUACAGAAGCCAGUGGUCAAACGUAGACUCUCAAAUUCCUCUGUGACAACAACACAAGAAGUUAAAAGUGGAGGAGGAAAAAGAAAUACGCGUUUGACGACGAUAACAGAAGCUAACCUACCCCUUGUUCACAUCAGAUCCCCAAACAUCAAGAGCCCAGCCAAAAAAAUACCUAAACACGAAACGCCAGCUGAGAGACUCGACUCAAACAAUAAGACAACUGCAGACAAACGUGUAAGGGGUAAAUAAUCGAAUCUAUAACGUGAAAUUUUCGUUUACAUUAAUUCUAUAUUUUUGGAACUGAGAAAUUUAUAAAGCAAAAACGAACACAAGUAAUAAUUUUUCAAUUUUUCGUACGAUUUUUAGUAAUAUGGCACACAAUAUCGACUGUGGCUUUUGGAAAAUUUUCAG